Molecule: messenger RNA, 1878 nt
Organism: Closterium sp. NIES-67
Lineage: Eukaryota; Viridiplantae; Streptophyta; Zygnematophyceae; Desmidiales; Closteriaceae
Source: the annotation of a GenBank genome assembly
GCAGAUAGCAAGGCCGACGUGAGAGACAGCGGCAGGUAGCAACACAGGCAGGAAAGCUGGAGCCACCUUGAAAGUGACGGGCGUGUGCUUCGUUUCAUCCACUCACCACAAGGCAGCCAUGGAUGUCCAGCCUUGAUUGCACCGCUUGUUUGUAGCCUAAAGACGCGUUAUCCGUCAAUCUCAACUUGUCCGGCGUUUAGUCUGCCAACGACUUGCCUAGACGUUGUUGCCUAGCCGACGAGUUAACUUUUCCUCGACAGGCCCUAUUACACCAGUCGUACAUCCGUUCCCUCAGGAAUUGAGAAAACGGUGAUUCUUCAUCCACCGUGUAUUCAGAGCAGCUGAUCCUGCAGGCAGUCAAGGAAUCGACUUAGGUUGUCGAUCAGUUUAUGAUAGGCUCGCUCGUCACAACACCCGCUACUAUUGCGGCGUCUAGCGAGGACAUGGCGAACGGUAGUCCGCAAAAUCCGCUUCUUAGAGUUUGCAACACGUGGCUGGCCAAUGGCCGGCCAGCAGCAGAAGCGACGAUUUUAGUCACUGGAGGAGCCGGGUACAUCGGUAGCCACACUUGCGUCCACCUUCUACUGGAGGGCUAUAGAGUGGUUGUGGUCGACAACCUGGACAAUUCAUCCGAGCAAGCCGUGAAGCGGGUGGCGGAGCUCGCAGGCGAGAAUGGCAGAAACCUAACAUUCUUCAAGGUUGACCUAGUGGAAAAGGAGACGCUCGAAGAGCUCUUCAAUCAGAUUCAUUUCGACGCGGUGAUUCACUUCGCGGGGCUCAAGGCCGUCGGGGAGAGCGUCAAGUUCCCGCUCAAGUACUACCAGAACAACGUCACCGGCACGCUCAACCUGCUAGAAGUCAUGAGCGACCACGGCUGCAAGAAGAUCGUCUUCUCGUCGUCCGCCACGGUGUACGGCCAGCCGAAGCGGGUCCCCUGCACGGAGGACGACGAGCUGCACGCAUUGAACCCCUACGGUAGAACCAAGCUCUACAUUGAGCGCGCGCUGCAAGACGUGUACACCGCGGACGCGGCAUGGAGCAUCGUUUUGCUGCGCUACUUCAACCCCGUGGGCGCGCACCCGAGUGGACGGAUAGGGGAGGACCCGCGGGGCAUCCCCAACAACCUGAUGCCGUUCAUUCAGCAGGUCGCGGUGGGGCGGCGCACGCACCUGUCGGUGUUUGGGAGCGAUUAUCCAACACGCGACGGCACAGGGGUGCGGGACUACAUUCACGUCAUGGACCUUGCUGCCGGCCAUGCAGCAGCGCUGAGGCGGAUAUUCACGUGCCAGGCUGGUGGCUGCGACGUGUACAACCUAGGCACGGGCAAGGGCACAACGGUGCUUGAAAUGGUGGCUGGAUUCGAGAGGGCGUGUGGGCAGAAGCUUCCUGUGAAGCUGUGUCCCAGACGACCGGGAGAUUGUUCUGAGGUCUUUGCAUCCACAGACAAGGCACAACGAGACCUUGACUGGAGAGCUACACGCACUGUGGAGGAUAUGUGCCAGGACCAGUGGAACUGGGCGCGGCAAAACCCUAUGGGGUAUGCAGCAGAUGAAGAUAGUGAGGAAGGGGAGGACAGCGUGGCUGAAGGAAAUGCAGCUAAUGGAACUGGUUCUCUCGGGGUGUUCAAGAGCAGAGGCAUGGGAUGCCGGAAAGUUUCCCUUAUUAGCAUAUCGCCGAUUUCGAGUUGCGGGUCACUGGGAUCGCUCGAUGACUAUCCUCGUCUUGACGGCCAACACAAAAUCCUCUGACGGCUGGUUGGGGAGCAUCUAGGUGGAGCUGCAUAGGACGUGUAUCCUCUGUGGAUUGGGUAGGAUUUUGCAUUUCUUUUAUUUAUAUUCCUUCUUUGCACCAUGUUGUGAAUAGAUCUAAUUUAGGCAC